Rangifer tarandus platyrhynchus (Svalbard reindeer) is the source of this 3459-nucleotide messenger RNA. Lineage: Eukaryota; Metazoa; Chordata; Mammalia; Artiodactyla; Cervidae. The record is from the annotation of a GenBank genome assembly.
AUGAGGAAAUUCAACAUCAGGAAGGUGCUGGACGGCCUGACCGCCGGCUCGUCCUCGGCCUCGCAGCAGCAGCAGCAGCAGCAGCACCCACCUGGGAACCGGGAGCCCGAGAUCCAGGAAACGCUCCAGUCCGAGCACUUUCAGCUCUGCAAGACUGUUCGCCAUGGAUUUCCCUAUCAACCCUCAGCGCUGGCCUUUGAUCCUGUGCAGAAGAUCCUGGCAGUGGGAACUCAGACUGGUGCUUUAAGGCUCUUCGGUCGCCCAGGGGUAGAAUGCUACUGCCAGCAUGACAGUGGGGCUGCGGUAAUCCAGCUCCAGUUCCUGAUGAACGAGGGAGCUCUUGUGAGUGCCUUGGCUGAUGACACCUUACAUUUAUGGAAUUUACGUCAAAAGAGACCUGCCAUACUACAUUCACUUAAAUUUUGCAGGGAAAGGGUUACAUUUUGCCAUCUGCCUUUCCAGAGUAAGUGGCUCUAUGUGGGCACUGAACGAGGUAACAUACAUAUUGUCAACGUGGAGUCCUUCACGCUCUCAGGCUACGUCAUUAUGUGGAAUAAAGCCAUUGAAUUGUCAUCUAAAUCUCACCCAGGGCCUGUUGUCCAUAUAAGUGAUAAUCCAAUGGAUGAAGGAAAGCUUUUGAUUGGCUUUGAAUCUGGAACAGUAGUGUUAUGGGACCUCAAGUCAAAGAAAGCCGACUAUAGAUACACCUACGAUGAGGCUAUCCACUCUGUUGCUUGGCAUCAUGAAGGAAAACAAUUUAUUUGCAGUCAUUCAGAUGGCACCUUGACUAUAUGGAAUGUGAGAUCCCCUGCGAAGCCUGUGCAGACCAUAACUCCACAUGGAAAACAGUUAAAGGAUGGGAAGAAGCCAGAACCGUGCAAACCUAUCCUCAAGGUGGAAUUCAAAACGACUAGAUCUGGGGAACCUUUUAUUAUUUUAUCAGGAGGUUUGUCGUAUGAUACUGUAGGAAGAAGACCUUGCUUAACAGUAAUGCAUGGGAAAAGUACUGCAGUGCUAGAAAUGGACUACUCAAUUGUUGACUUUCUGACGCUGUGUGAAACGCCAUACCCAAAUGAUUUUCAAGAACCAUAUGCUGUGGUUGUUCUACUAGAAAAGGAUUUAGUACUAAUAGACCUUGCACAGAAUGGAUAUCCUAUAUUUGAAAAUCCCUACCCUUUGAGUAUACAUGAAUCCCCUGUUACAUGUUGCGAAUAUUUUGCUGAUUGUCCCGUGGACCUUAUUCCUGCACUUUACUCUGUUGGAGCUAGACAGAAACGUCAAGGCUACAGCAAAAAGGAAUGGCCCAUUAAUGGAGGUAAUUGGGGCUUGGGUUCUCAAAGCUACCCAGAAAUAAUUAUUACAGGGCAUGCUGAUGGGUCGAUUAAGUUCUGGGAUGCUUCUGCGAUAACUCUACAAGUAUUAUAUAAACUAAAGACAUCUAAAGUAUUUGAGAAGUCAAGAAAUAAAGAUGAGAAGCCAAACACAGACAUUGUAGAUGAAGAUCCAUAUGCCAUUCAGAUCAUCUCCUGGUGUCCCGAAAGUAGAAUGCUGUGCAUAGCUGGAGUUUCAGCUCAUGUCAUUAUUUAUAGAUUCAGCAAACAGGAAGUGAUUACAGAAGUCAUUCCGAUGCUUGAAGUUCGGUUGUUGUAUGAGAUAAGUGAUGUGGAAACCCCAGAGGGUGAACAGGCUCCACCCUUGCCAACACCGGUUGGGAGUGCCAAUCCACAGCCCAUCCCUCCUCAGUCUCAUCCUUCUACCAGUAGCAGUUCAUCUGAUGGGCUUCGGGACAAUGUCCCUUGUUUGAAAGUUAAAAGUUCUCCACUUAAACAGUCUCCAGGUUAUCAGACAGAAUUAGUUAUACAGUUGGUGUGGGUGGGUGGAGAACCACCACAACAAAUAACCAGUCUGGCAGUUAAUUCUUCCUAUGGAUUGGUAGUUUUUGGCAAUUGUAAUGGUAUUGCGAUGGUUGACUACCUCCAGAAAGCAGUACUCCUCAACCUGGGCACUAUUGAAUUGUAUGGCUCCAAUGAUCCUUAUCGGCGAGAACCCCGAUCUCCUCGUAAAUCUCGACAACCUUCAGGAGCAGGUCUGUGCGAUAUUAGUGAAGGGGCAGUAGUCCCAGAAGAUCGCUGCAAAUCUCCAACUUCUGGUUCUUCAUCACCCCACAAUUCAGAUGAUGAACAAAAAAUGAAUAAUUUUAUAGAAAAGGUGAAGAUCAAAAGCAGAAAGUUUUCCAAGAUGGUAGCCAGUGAUAUAGCAAAAAUGUCAAGGAAGUUAAGCUUGCCUACUGACCUAAAGCCUGACUUAGACAUAAAAGAUAACUCCUUCAGCCGAUCCCGGAGCUCAAGUGUGACCAGCAUUGACAAAGAAUCCCGGGAAGCAAUCUCCGCUCUUCAUUUCUGUGAGACUUUUACUCGAAAGACAGAUUCAGCCCCUUCCCCGUGUCUGUGGGUCGGCACCACGCUGGGAACAGUGCUGGCCGUCGCACUGAACCUUCCCCCCGGAGGGGAGCAAAGGCUUCUUCAGCCAGUGAUUGUGUCUCCGAGCGGUACAAUAUUGAGGUUAAAGGGGGCGAUCCUGAGAAUGGCCUUCCUGGACUCCACAGGCUGCCUCGUGCCACCUGCACAUGAACCCUGGAAGGAACACAACGUCCCUGAAGAAAAGGAUGAGAAAGAGAAAGUGAAGAAAAGAAGACCUGUCUCUGUAUCUCCCUCCUCUUCUCAGGAAAUCAGUGAAAACCAGUAUGCAGUGAUAUGUUCUGAAAAGCAAGCAAAAGUGAUCUCAUUGCCAACCCAGAACUGUGCUUACAAGCAGAACAUCACAGAGACUUCAUUUGUGCUUCGUGGAGACAUUGUAUCAUUAAGCAACAGCAUCUGCCUUGCCUGCUUCUGUGCCAAUGGACACAUUAUGACUUUUAGUCUUCCGAGUUUACGGCCUCUCCUGGAUGUGUAUUACCUGCCUCUUACCAACAUGCGGAUAGCCAGAACGUUCUGCUUCACCAACAAUGGACAAGCCUUGUAUCUUGUCUCACCUACAGAAAUCCAGAGACUCACUUACAGUCAAGAAACCUGUGAGAAUCUUCAGGAAAUGUUGGGUGAACUCUUCACUCCUGUAGAAACACCUGAAGCACCAAACAGGGGAUUCUUUAAAGGCUUGUUUGGAGGUGGUGCACAAUCUCUUGAUAGAGAAGAACUGUUUGGAGAGUCGUCCUCAGGAAAGGCUUCAAGGAGUCUUGCUCAGCACAUCCCUGGUCCUGGGGGCAUUGAGGGCGUGAAAGGAGCCGCAUCUGGAGUUGUUGGGGAACUCGCCCGAGCCAGGCUGGCACUCGACGAGAGAGGGCAGAAACUCAGCGACCUGGAGGAAAGAACUGCAGCGAUGUUAUCCAGUGCAGAUUCAUUCUCUAAACAUGCUCACGAGAUGAUGUUGAAAUACAAAGAUAAGAAGUGGUACCAGUUCUGA